AUGAUCCGGUACUUCACUCCCGAAUGUCUCACAAACCAGAUCCCCCAAUUAAACCGCAAACCACUCCAGACCGAAAUCCAAAGUCGAUACGAAACCCAUCGCCGGGCUAGAAACGAACGGUUCAAGACUGCCCUCCUGAGCCGAGACUUCAAUGGAUGGCAAACCGACAAGAUUCUUCGCAAGUUGCACGCGCAGGAAACGGGAGAAAGUGGUUCUGGCGGACAAGAUGCCGUUGAUCCCCGACACAAUCUGAAUAUCUCGGCCUUGCCGCCGCAGCAUAUUCGCGAUUUGGUGGCCGAGAUCCAGGGGAAUAUCCGUGAUGUUGCGUCGACGAUGUGGUUCACCCCAGCAGACUAUCUCCACAUGACGACGCUGGAGAUAGCCCCCGAGCGAACUAAGGAGGAGAUCGAGAGCCUGGUGGCUCGGAUCCAAGGGACCGGCGCGCUUUCGGAGCUGACGGACUACGCUUUUCAUAAUCGGACGCGGUUGAUCAACCCGAUUAUCAGCUACGAUGCAUCCGCGAUGGCCUUGAGUUUCGUCACGGCGGCGGAUGACGAGUAUACCUAUCACCACCUGCGACGGGACCUCUGUAACCGUGUGAUGGCAACAAGCGUCUCUCCGGCCUUCAGAUAUGUAGUUCCCUCGGCGCAUAUCACCAUUUCGAGAUUUAUUACCCAGGAGGGGUUUCUAAGGGAAGGAUCGGGGACGGGGGUGGAACGACGUGUUGAUGGGGGACGUGUAGCGGACUUGGUGGAGAGGAUCGAGCAGAUCAAUGAGAGACUGCGGGAAACAUAUUGGUCGUGCGAGAAGGAUGGACAUGCUCCGACGAAGGGGGACUGGGUCGUUGGACAAGAAAUAGGGCUGGUGUUUAAGAAGGGAACGUCGUGGUAUGGGGGAGGAGAGAGGGUGUUUGAAGGGAAGGGUCGAGGACUAGCGAGCCCUGUGAUGCCUGGGGCACUAACAGGCAGUCUUGGCGCGGUGCACCAGAUCGGGUUAGCGCCCACCGAAAUAGGGUCUAAGCGAACGAAAUCCCACAACCCACGGCCAGCCGACUCGCUCUUCCCCGACAAGAGACAUCCAUCGACCAGCACCUUCCGCGAUCCGGCCAAGUCAGUCAAAAUGGUCAACGUUCCGAAAACCCGCCGGACGUACUGCAAGUCCAAGGACUGCCACAAGCACCAGCAGCACAAGGUUACCCAGUACAAGGCUGGCAAGGCCUCGCUGUCCGCCCAGGGUAAGCGUCGUUACGACCGGAAGCAGAGCGGUUACGGUGGUCAGACCAAGCCCGUCUUCCACAAGAAGGCCAAGACCACCAAGAAGAUCGUCUUGCGUCUGGAGUGCACUGCCUGCAAGGCCAAGAAGCAGCUCUCUCUGAAGCGUUGCAAGCACUUCGAGCUCGGUGGCGACAAGAAGACCAAGGGUGCUGCUCUUGUUUUCUAA
Messenger RNA from Aspergillus affinis, 1440 nucleotides. RefSeq names its product 60S ribosomal eL42 domain-containing protein. Gene Ontology annotation, biological process: translation. The record is from RefSeq and is a predicted model, not a curated record. Gene Ontology annotation, molecular function: structural constituent of ribosome. The transcript has 6 exons. Bases 1 to 1440 code for a protein of 479 amino acids. Gene Ontology annotation, cellular component: ribosome; cytosolic large ribosomal subunit. Lineage: Eukaryota; Fungi; Ascomycota; Eurotiomycetes; Eurotiales; Aspergillaceae.